CAGUGGGCCAAGUCACCAGGCACAACAGUGGACUCUGAGUCAAUUGGCACGACAGCGGGCACCGGAUCAUCUGGCGCUGGAUCGUCUGGCUCGACAGCAGGCAUCGGGUCACCAGGCAUGACAGCAGGCACUGGGUCAUCAGGUACCGGGAUCGUCUGGAUCGACAGCGGGCACCGGGUCAUCUGGCGCUGGAUCGUCUGGCUCGACAGCGGGCAUCGGGUCACCAGGCAUGACAGCGGGCACUGGGUCAUCAGGCAUUGGAUCGUCUGGCUCGACAGCGGGCAUCGGGUCACCAGGUAUGACCGCGGGCACUGGGUCAUCAGGCAUUGGAUAGUCUGGCUCGACAGCGGUCAUCGGGUAACCAGGCAUGACAGUGGGCACCGGGUCAUCAGUUACCGGAUCGUCUGGCUCGACAGCGGGCACUGGGUCAUCAGGCGUGAUAGGAUCAUCAGGCUGGAUCAGCUGGGUACAGACAUCAGGCUGAAGUGCGGGUGCCGAGGCACC
Molecule: messenger RNA, 504 nt
Organism: Staurois parvus
Lineage: Eukaryota; Metazoa; Chordata; Amphibia; Anura; Ranidae
Source: the annotation of a GenBank genome assembly